Gasterosteus aculeatus aculeatus (three-spined stickleback) is the source of this 2777-nucleotide messenger RNA. RefSeq names its product prolactin receptor a (gene prlra). NCBI's taxonomy places the organism in Eukaryota, Metazoa, Chordata, Actinopteri, Perciformes, Gasterosteidae. Gene Ontology annotation, molecular function: cytokine receptor activity; cytokine binding. The record is from RefSeq and is a predicted model, not a curated record. Gene Ontology annotation, biological process: cytokine-mediated signaling pathway. Gene Ontology annotation, cellular component: external side of plasma membrane; signaling receptor complex.
UUGAUGUUGCGAUUACCUCGCGCCUCACCUUUAGUACGCCUAGUUUCGCUGUCAUCCCGGUUAACCGGUUGUGCGAGUCGGCGUGAGCGCGCUCUCCUGGGAGCUGCCGCAGGAGUUCACCACGGCCGAGGCACCGAGGGGCGAGAGACGGGAAAAACUCUUCUUUGGCUGCCGCUUUCAGGAGCCAAGAUGAGGAACGUCUUUGAGGUCAUGCUGCUGCUGCUGUUGUUGUUGCUGCCGUUGGUCACGGCGCACGCAGGGGGACAACCCAACAGCCCGCCGGGGAAGCCAGUGCUCACCAGCUGUCGUUCCCCUGAAAAAGAGACCUUCACCUGCUGGUGGAAGCCGGGCUCCGAUGGGGGACUGUCCACCAAACACUCCCUGUUCUAUCGCAAAGAAAGCUCCGACGCCGUGCACGAGUGCCCGGACUACCGCACAGCCGGAGAGAACUCCUGCUUCUUCAACAAGAACAACACGGCGAUCUGGGUCAACUACAACAUCACGGUGGUGGCCACCAACUCGCUGGGCAGUGCGUACUCUGACCCCGUGGAAGUAGACGUGGUGUACAUCGUUCAGCCUAAUCCUCCAGAGAACGUAACAGUGAGCGUAAUGGAGGACAAGGGCUGGCCCUUCCUGCGGGUGUCAUGGGAACCGCCACGUAAGGCCGACACGCGCUCGGGUUGGAUCACUCUCGUUUACGAGCUGCGCGUCAAGUUGAAGGAGGAGGACGACUGGGAGACGCACCUCGCGGGCCAGCAGAAGAUGUUUAACAUCCUCAGCCUGCCGUCGGGCGGUGAAUACCAGGUCGAGGUGCGCUGUAGACCCGACCACGGCUUUUGGAGUGAAUGGAGUUCCACUUCCAAGGCCAACGUUCCUCACCAUUUUCGUCGAGAUAAUUCAACAUGGAUUCUCAUGACGGUCUUUUUUGCCUUUACCUUCCUCAUCGUCGCGUGGUUGCUGCACUUAAACAGACACAAUCUGAAGCGUUGUAUUCUGCCCCCCGUCCCUGGUCCUAAGAUUAAAGGAUUCGAUAAGAAGCUUCUCAAGAGCGGAAAAUCUAACGAGAUCUUCAGUGCGCUGGUGGUUCCUGAUUACCCUUCGACCCCAUCCUCUAAUUACGAGGAUCUGCUGGUGGACUACUUAGAAGUCUAUGUCCCCACUGAGAGAGAGCUGCAGCUGGAGGAAAGCAAGGAUCCACACGACGACCGCCUCAAAUCUGACAGCUCCACGUCGGACAGCGACUCGGGCCGAGGCAGCUGCGACAGCCACACUCUGCUGGUGGACAAGGAGGCCAAGGAGGAAGCGAGGCAAGCGGAGUGCGGUCAGACGAGGACGGAGGUGCAGCGGAGCCUCAAGGACUGGGACGCGCUGACUUAUGCUCAGAUAGACAUGGUUGGCCGGGACGUGCCCAGUGGGAGGGUGAAGACGUGGCCCUCUUUGUAUUCUCCGCUGCCCAGGCACAGCUCAGGCCCACUGGACCAACAGAGCUCCCUCCAGAUGGCGAAGCAGCACUCCCUCUCCACGUCCUCCUUCCUCGCCCAGGAGGCUUCCGGAGAGAGCUACUGGGACGUCUGCUCGCACGGCGAGCUGCCUCGCCCGCUCCGAGCCAAGACGCCGCCCCACCGGGGUCUGCGGGCCCGCAGCGACGCCGACGUCUCCGGCGCGGGGCUCAAGCGGGCGCCCGCCGGCCCGCGCUCCCUCGCUCCCCACACCAGCGAGUACGUCGAAGUGCAAAGGGUCAACAACAAGGACGUGGUGCUGCUCCAGCCCGUGGUGACGGGCUGCUACCAGGCGCUCCCGGGCGAAGUCUACAGCAAGGUGAAGAGGGUGGACAGUGACAACAUACUGCUGCUCCAGAGGGAGGCGAGGGAAGAAGACGGGUACCCCGGUGCGGAGCAGGAGAACACUACGCAGAAGGCUUCGGCCUGCGUUUACGCGGCCGUGCUGGUGCAGGAUCAAAUGGCCCCCAUGGUGAAUGGCUAUGUGGACACCGCCACCAUGUGCACGCUCACAUGCUAGGUGCCCCGUGAGCACGGCGGGCGGGUCUGGGACGUUGCGAGACCUGUUUAAGGAUGGGACUGAGACAGAAGACUGUGUUACGAAUUAAAGACUUAGUUUGCGACGUCUUUUUUUCUGAUUAAAAAAGUUUGUUUAGUAUUCAUUUUAUAAAGAGGGAUUGGUUGUAAGCUGUCAUUGUGAUUCGUAAUAUUUCUUCAUAUUUCAUUUGUCUCUCCUCGCAGGAAUGUUUCAUUGACAUUUUGUAAUGCCUUUCAUGGAAUGUAUUGAUAAUUUCUGUUAUAAUGUGAGAAUCUGUUAAAUAUGAUUAAUGUAAAAACAGAAAGCUCAAACAUAAAAUGUUUUUGUUUUGUUUUUUAUUUUUUGUUUGGGUGAAUCUUCUCUGCUCCUUGAACAUUUUAAAGACAAUAUGGGCUACUGCAAUAUUUUUAACAGUUUCAAUCAAAGUUCUAGUACAUGCAUUAUUCUGUACAAGCUCAAUAAACAAUGUUUUUGAGUUGAAAGGUAUAUAUAGUUAGAUGUAUAUAUAUAUAUAUUUGCCUCAGCUAAAAGCAAAUGACAGUGUCAUUGUACUUGGUUGGCCAGUUACUUUUCUCUGUUUAGCGAUAAUAAAUGGCUUCUUUUUUUCUUUUUAGCAUGUACAUGUAUUCGGCUUUAUAAACAGCCAACCAUAUACAAAAGGCAAUUUGAAACCGCCAUUGAAUAUUUUUUAAGAGCGCCAUCAAAAUUCUGCUAAAUAAAUGUACGAUAUACAGCAACAA